Messenger RNA from Closterium sp. Naga37s-1, 6447 nucleotides. The record is from the annotation of a GenBank genome assembly. Lineage: Eukaryota; Viridiplantae; Streptophyta; Zygnematophyceae; Desmidiales; Closteriaceae.
AUGUUAACGGCUUGCCUUUGCUUUCGCCUGCGAUCCGCUCUCCCCGCCCCCACUUGUCCGGCACCAGCGGAGUUCUUCCCCGACCGCACGGACGUGCAGUGCCUGCACCGAUGGCAGAAGGUGCUCAACCCCGACCUCGUCAAGGGACCCUGGACCAAAGAGGAGGACGAGCGCAUAACGGAGCUAGUGGCGCAGUACGGCGCCAAGAAGUGGUCGCUCAUCGCGCACCACCUGCCGGGGCGCAUCGGCAAGCAGUGUCGCGAGCGGUGGCACAACCACCUGAACCCGGGCAUCAAGAAGGAGGCGUGGGGCGAGCACGAGGAUGUGCAGCUCAUCAAGGCGCACAAGCUCUUCGGCAACAAGUGGGCCGAAAUCGCCAAGUUCCUGCCCGGCAGGACGGACAACUCCAUCAAGAACCACUGGAACAGCUGCAUGAAGAAGCGCGCCGAGCUCUGCACUCUCGCGGACCUCCUCGCGCUCCCCCCGUCACCCGGGCUUCCCGAGAUCCCCAUCUCCGCGGAAGUGCUGCAGGCCGCGCGCGAGGGGAAGCCGCUUCCGCCCAUCGGCGGAGACGGCGCGUGCGGGAGCGGGAGCGGGGGAGAGGAGGAGGAGAAUGGGGGAGAGGAGGGUGAUGACGAUGGGGACGCGGAGGAGGGGGCGAGAGGGGCCGAGGGUAAAGGGAAGGGUAAGGGGAAGGAGCGGGCGGGGGAGAGGGAGAACGGCGGGUCGCAGCAGGGGGAGGAGCAGCAGGCGGCGCUGAUGGAAGUGGCGGUGGGCAUGCCUGCGCUGCCUCGAGGCCAGUUUCAGGGGAAUGUUCAGCCUUCCGCCAGCGCGGGUGCCAGCCCUUCCGCGUCCCCGGAGAAGCACUCCGCCCCCUCCGCGCGCCUCUCCCUUUCCAGAGCACCUGCUGCCCGCCCCGCCCAAGCGCCAGUGGCGAGCGGCCCCAAUCCCAUGUCCAGUGGCUCACAGAGAGUGAGCGGCGCCCCUCUGCGCGCAUGCAGUGCGUCCCAGGCGCCGCCGCAGCCCCAGGCGCAGGCGCAGGCGCAGGGGCAGGCGCAGGCGCAGGGGCAGGGGCAGUCGCAGGUCCAGCCAAUGGCGCCGGGCGUGCACCUGACGAGUGGCCGCUGUCGCGUGGGCCCCACCAGCCGCACCAUCACGCUGCUGGGCGGCAGACUGCCGUCCGCCCUGGCCUGCUCUCCCGAAGAGAAAGGGCCCCGCCCUGAUGGGGAUGAGGAUGGCGACGGUGGCAGUGGUGCUGGUGCUGACGUGGAACACGCGCUCACUCUGCCUUCACCAGCCGCCCUCUCUGCUGCCCCUCUUCCCCCUCCAGCUGGCGCCCCUGCUGGUGGUCCCCCCGGCUCUGCCCCUGCGUCCUCGUCCUUCCUGCACCUGCCCUCGCGCCCCGCUCUCACCCUCCCUCAAGCACGGCCGGCGCCCAGCCAGCAGCAGGGGUACCUGCCUCAGCAGCAAGGCCCCAUGCAGCACACAGGCUCCACGUGCGCACCGCAGCAGCAGCAGCAGCAUCAGCAUCAGCAGCAUCAGCAGCGCCAGCAGCCGCCGUCACAGCCUAUGUACUACCAAAGCCAAGGACAGCAAGUACAGCAACCAUUUCAGCCACCGCAGCAGCAGCAGCAGCAGCAGCAGCAGCAGCAGCAGCAGCAGCAGCAGCAGCAGCAGCAGCAGCCACCGCAGCAGCAGCAGCGGUAUCAGAGCAGGCCAAUGCCACCAUGGCAGCAGCGGGGCCUCCAGAUGCCAUCCUGCCCUCCCCCUCCUCCUCCUCACGCCCCUCCACCACACUCCAUCAUCGACCCCUCUUCCUCCGCCUACGCGCCCACACCCGCCCGCUCACCACCACCACCGCCACCAGCUUCGGCUGCCUUCGCUACCGGCCCCACGCAGCCCCAGUACAGCCAGCAGCCCCCAGACACCAAACCCCAAAUCCUCUCAGGCAGCCGAAACGCUGUAACGGGUGGCAGCAAUGCUGUUCCAGGCGGUACCACGUUGGCAGGCGACGCUGCAGCACAAGGGCGCGCAGCAAGCCGUGCAGGCGGAGCCUGGGAGUCCAGGGCGGAAGUGAAGGCGGAGAGUGACGGCAUGCGAGGGCGCGAGGGGGCGGAGGAGGAGGCGGCAGCGGUGCAGCGGCUGCUGAGUCUGGACGGGGCGGCAGCAGAGCCGCUGUUCCAAGCAGCGGAGCAGGCAGUGCAUGAGUACCAUGCGACUCAGGGCUUCCAGGGCACAGCAGCAGCAGCAGUGCCGGGGCCGGUGACGGUGGAGAGGGCAGUGGAGAGGACAGUGGACGAUUCGCUCUUCUACGUGCCGCCGCAGCUGGACCACCUCGAUGCUGCGCCCUCCACUGCUGUCUCCUCCGCGCCCCCUCCUCUCGUGCCCCUGCCCCCCCUCUUCGACUCGUUCCUCCUCAGCCCCACCACCGGCCCCGCCCUGCCUGCCUCACCGCAAAUCACCGCUCUCAACCUCCCCUCCUCUGCCGCGCAGCCCUUCUCCUCGCCUCUCGGCCUGCGCCAGAUGCUACCUCCCCUGCCGUCCACCGGCUGCCAGACCCCCAGGCAGAUGCAGCCUGCCCCGUCCACUGCUGGCUGUCAGACGCCAGUGAACGCCAUCUUCUCAGGCCUCUCGCCCUUCCUCUCAGGCCGCAGCCCCCCCUCGUGUGCUGCCUCGCUGUCCAUGUCGUGCCUGCUGCUCAGUGCUGGCCGCUCCCUGGAUGGCCCCCCUUCGAUUUUCCGCAAGCGCAGGAGGGUGGUUGAGGUCACUGCCAACGCUGCUGCUGCCACGCCUCCACCUGCUUCUCGUGCUGCGGCCGCGGCUGAUAGUGCUGCAGCUGUCGCUGAUGCUGAUGGGGCUACUGUAGGUGGCGGAAAGGGCGGGGAGGAGCGGGGGGAGAAGGGAAAGGAGGGUGGGAGAGAGGCGGAGGGAGUGUUGGAAUCGGGACGGGUGCUGGCUCUGCUGAGGGAGCAGCCCGAGGGGCUGGGCAGUGCACAACGCAGAGCCGGGCCAGCGUGUGCAGAGGAGGGCCCCACUGUAGGUGGGGCUGGCGAAGGUGGUGUCGCUAAGGGGAGUGAUGCAGGCGAUGGUGACAGUGACGGGCGUGAUAAGGGUGGGCUGCUUCUGCGGAUGGGCAAUGGUGCUGAUAGUAAGGAUGGUGGCAGCGAGAAUGAGAAGGGGAGUGAGAGUGAUGUUAAGUUCGGGAAUGAGAAAGGGAGGGGCGGUGAGGGGCUGCGGCGUGAGAAAUCGAGCGAAUGUGGCCUGGAUCGCGAGAGCAGCCCGCAGAGGAGUGUGAAGUGUGAACGCCCCCCGUGCAGGCGGGCAGCUGUGAAGGAUGGCCGUGCAACCAACCUGGGGGAGAAGGAGAAGGAGCAGAAGGAGGAGGAGGAGGAGGAGGUGGAGGAGGAGGAGGUGGAGGAGGAAGUGGAAGUGGAGGAAAAGGAGGGAAAAGACGAGGGACCGGUAAAGGAGCAGCAGGAGGAGGAGCAGGAAGCGCAGGAGGAGGAAGAGCAGGAGGAUCCGGCUGAUUUUGCGCUGCCUGCAGCUGCCAUUGACGGCGAGGGCGGGGAGGGCGGCGCUCACUGUGGGCCGGUGACGUGGACGCUGACCCGUGGCAAGAGCGUGAGCCCCGAGGGCAAGAAGCGCGCACGUGAGGGCGAGGAGGAUGGGGUGCAGGCAGGGGCGAGGGGAGGAGGCGGCAUGGGAGGAGCAAGGGCGGAAGGGAGAGUGUCUCCGAGGAAGCAGCUGAAGCUGGAUGGGCAAGUUGUGAUGGUGGCUGCUUCUGCUGGCGCUGCUGGUGCUUCUGGUGCUGGCAGUGGGGCCCUGCCCCUGAGCCGUGUGCUGCAUUUGGAGCUGGAUGCGGCUGCUGACACCCACAUGCAUGAUGCCAUGCAUGGCAGCAAACCCAGUCAUGAGCUCACCACGCCGCACUCAAAGAAGCAGGAGCAGCAGGGUGCAUCCUUGAGCAAGCCGCUCUCCUCGUCCUCCACUCUCCCGUCCCCUCCGCUCUGUGUUUCUGCCUCGUCCACUCAAGACGUCUCGUCCCCGUCAUCCCUCGUGCCCGUGCCCUCCACAGACACCCCCUCUACCGACUCUCCUGCUGCCACUGCUGCUGCUACAGCAGCACCACCAUUACCAGCUUCACUAGCAACAUUGGGAGUGGUGGGGCGAUCGCGUCUGGGUACAGUUCCUGUGGUGGCCUCUCCUAGAGUGGGUCCGCUGCGGUCAGGAGUGGUGGAGAAUGGUGAGAAGGUGGGGGCAACGGAGGAGGGGAGUGCAGGCGGGGAGAAGGAGCGGCAAGAGAGCAAGUGUGUGCAGGGCACUGGUGCGAGCGGUGCAGACAGCAAGCCGUGUGACUCUUCUGACACUGCUGUAGCUGCUGCAGUGAAGGUUGGGACCAAGGCAGGCAGCACCACAGCAGCAGGCUCACACAAGGGCCCGGCCCUGAAGGCACAGACGAGGAGGCUCAUCCGCAAGGUGCUGCCUGGGGGAGGCGUUGACUGGCAGGUGGCGGCUGUCGGGCCUGGGCUCGCCAGCCUCAGGGGCAUUCUGCAGGCUGCCUCCGGUGCACCACCGCCCCUCACAGGAGCCCUGCCCUCGCACAUACGCACAGGCACUGCUGGAGGCACAGGGGCAGCAGCAGCAGGAACAGCAACAGCAGUGGCGGUCCCUGCAGGGCCUUUUGGAUUCGGGCGCCUGCUGUCCUCUGCAGCAGCUGCAGCAGCAGCUAAGGCUCGACCCGCACCAAGGGAGCUUUGCUCGCCGGAGCUGGCAGGUUCAGGUGCGAGCGUGAGCUACUCAGGGUGCUACAGCAGCUGCAGCGGCAGCCAGUCGUGCAUGAGCGGGGCGCUGUCCCCCUCAGUGACACCAGCGACCUCCCCUCCUGCGGCAGCCCUGAUGGCCGCCACGAGCACCAUGGCCUCUGCCACUGUCACGUCUGCUGCUGCUGCUGCACCGCCUCCGCCCCUGCAGAUGCCCUCACCUGCACAGCCCCAACUGCCCCUUGUGCAUGGGAAGGGAAGAAGCAGGGCCGGUAGUGCGAGGGUGGCCCUGACUGCUGCUGGUAGCAGUGGCGGUGGCACUGCUGCUGGUACUGCUGCCAGUGGUGCUGAGUGUGCGUCUGCAGAGGCUGGUGAUGUGGCAGUAGCAGAGGUUGGUGAGACUAUGGCUGUGGGGGGCUCACGUGCUGCCGAUGGCCAUACUGCUGCUUCUGCAGCACCUGAUGCGACACCUGAUGCAUGUGGUGGCAAUGGCAAGGAGGAGGUUGAGCCUCUUGAGUGUGCUGAGGCAGUGAGUGACGUGGACGCAGCAGUGCCAGCAGAAGGCAAGCCAUGCACGGCACUGCCAUCACCACAAGCGCCACAGCACAAGGCACCGGCACCACACAACGCCUCCACGUCUCCACCUCGCCCGCUGAAGCGCCCCUUCUCUGCUGCUGACCCACCAGCUGAUUCCAGUGCUGCUGCUUGUGGCUCUACAGGCGCUGCUGCUGGUGCUGCUGAGGGUGGCGCCGGUGGUGGUGGAGCGAAUGGCGGAGAGGCAGGCUCAACAGCGGGGGGAGGAGGGGAGGCGGGUUCAGAGAGGAAGGUGAGGCGGGUGCGACCGCCGCUGCACCGGUGUGUGGGCAAGCCACAGCAGCAGGCGCAGGCGCAGGGGGAGGGAGAGGGAGAGGGUGGAGAGGCGGAGGGAGAGGCAGCAGGCGGCUGUGCUGGCGUUCUGUCCCCACCCCCUCUCAAGCGCGUGGCAGCAGUGCGCGCACCAGCAGCAACAGGGGAGGGGCAGGGGAACAGCUUGGGCCGAGCAGAGGCAGUGGGGGGUAAUGGAGGAUCUACUGUGGUGGGAGGGGGUGAGGGGGCAGCAGGGUCGGAGGGGCAGUGGGUGCUGCAGGAGGUGGGGGUGGAGGGGUCGCUCUUCUCCCCAACGCCCUCGCGUGCGGGCAUGGCGGGAGUGGCAUCAUCACUCGCCUCACCCAUGUCGCCCUUCACCGCACGCUGGCUCUCGGUACGUUGCUCCCUUGCUCAACCCCUCUGCUUCGCACUCAUUUCCUCCCUUUCCCCGCCUCCCUUUUCUCUCCUUCAUCUACUAUCCCUCCCAUACUGCUACCACGCUGUUCUCCACUGCUCUUGCCUUCUGCCUGGCCCACUGCCCUUGACUCAUCCAUCUUGCCUGUCCCACUGCUCUCCCCGCCCCUGCCUUCCCCCCCGCUCCUUCCAGCCUGUGAGGCCGCAAGCACUGGCAUCGCUGGACGUCUUCCGCUGCAGCACGCCUGCAUCGAUGCGCAAGGCGGGCUUUGCACGCUCCCAUGCGCACUCACACGCCAACACGCACGCGCCCAUGGUGGAUGGUGACGCUGCUGACUGUGACCUGGCAGCGGGCACUGGGCUCAGCAAGACCACAUGGGGCGAGCCUAUCAGCCCUGCCAGCUACCUGCUGCGCGAGUACCGAUGA